AGUAGCGAAUUUAAAAUAAAAAUUAUAUUUUCAAUGGAACCUUUAUUACUUACACUUGGCUUAAUUGUGCUCAAACAGAUGUUUCGUGGUGUGUUAAUUACAAUAUAGUAUGUAAUUAUUAAUAUGCACAAAUUUUAUAAGUGGUGUUCGGUCCCUCUGUGCAAAAACUCAACAAAAACAACACCUUCCAAAUUGUUUGUGUAUGUUCCACUGAAUAAAAAAAUAAGAGAAAAGUGGUUAACACUCGCAAAGCGAGACACAGCAUGUAUACCGACUUCCUGCAUGUGGUUUUGUGAAGAUCACUUUGAUAUUCCAAAUGAUAUGGAAAACUACAUGCAGUAUCAUGUGAUGGGGUCGGUGUCAAGAGUGCACAUGAAAACAGGAUGUAUUCCCACUAAAUUUGCAUGUCAACCAGACAGAGAGCAAUAUAUCACAGGGCAUAGGGACCUAUAUGAAAGUCCAGUGCACAUUAAGGAGCAGACAGAAGAUAUGCAGCAUUCUGACUGUCAGAUGGAGACACAGUGUGUGGAUCAAAUUAAAGAGGAGUCCUCAUGCUCGCAUGAGGAGUGCAGCAUGAGUAAGGCAGUGAUGCUGGCCAGCCUGUACACCAACCACAAGCCUUUAUGUUUGGACAGCACAGGCUAUGGUGUAAGCGAGGCAGAAAAGCUAGCUGAUGAGCUAAAGGAGGAGGCCCUGUCAGACGGCAUGGAGUGCGGCAUGACUGGCAUGAGCGAGUCGACCAUGCUGGCCGGUGCGGAUACUGACCAUGAUGUAAAGGAUGGGCUUGUGCUGGGAUCAGAGCGUGUGAAGGAAGAGCCUUCAUUGUCAGAGAGCGUAGAGUAUGGAAUGAGUGAGGCGGCCAUGCUGGCAGACCUAUAUGCUGACCACGUCGUAAAGGAUGAGUUAGUGCUGGGGCCGGAGCAUCCACAUCGGCCAGAUGUAUCUCUGGUAGUCCUCGACUGGGCGCUAGCUGACGAGGACGGUUGCCUGCAGGAGUCUCAGGAGCAUACCUCACAGCCGGCACUGAAGGACUGCUGCGUAAGGCUCGAGCGCCUCCACCACGAAGCCCCUGCUGAGCACAUCAUACAAGACACCACUCACACUGACAGUAAACCUUAUACUGAAGAUAAAAUUUACACUAAAAUUGACUUAUUUGAAGAAAAGCCGUUACAGGAGCGCGUCCUUAGUCGAGACUCUCCGCUCGCGCUCCGAGACUGCUGCGUGCGGCUUGAACACCUCCAACACCACGAGGCGCUCGCCGGCAACGACACAACACAUACUGACACGGAAUCUGAUACUGAAAACAUAUAUGCUAGAGACUGUAUCAUUAACAAUCGUACAACAACUAGUGACACAGACAAUGAUAAUGAAAAUAUAUAUGCUAGAGACUGUAAGAGAAUGUUUAUAUGCGAUCUUUGUGGCAAAAAGUUCGCUUUGAAGGCGGGUUUAAUGAAACAUGUUGUAAUCCAUAUACAUGUACCUGCUAACGCUGGAUCGGUUGAACCAAAUAAUUCAAACUACAAAGUAAGCACUAAUGUCUCGAAGGAUAACUCAGAUAUAGAUGAAUAUGUGUGUGACACUUGCAGAAAAACAUUUCGCCGCAAAUAUGACUUGAUUCGUCAUAUACAAAACACGCACACGCAAACAAGUUCUAAAAUAAUAAAAACAACCCCAACGGUCUAUGAAUGUAAUAAAGUAGAUAAGAUAACAUAUCCCUGCGACACAUGUGGAAUACAUUUUACACAAAAAGUGUAUUUGAUUACACAUAAACGAAUUCACACAGACAAAAGGCCUUAUUCAUGUAACAUAUGUGAAAAACGUUUUAAAACUUCUGGUUGUUUGAAAAUUCAUGAACGUGUUCAUACUGGUCUAAAGCCAUAUUCUGGCGAACCGUGUAACAAGCAGUUUCAGGAUGUGCGACUAUUAAACAAACAUAAAAAAGUUCAUACAGGUGAAAAACCAUAUAUGUGCGAAAUAUGUAAAAAACAGUUUUCGAACAUACUGUCUUUAAAUAUACACAAAGUUACCCACACGGGUAUUACGUGUGAAAUUUGUAAGGAACAUUUUAGGCAAUGGGAACAAUUUCGAAUUCAUACGCGAACUCACACAGGCGGGACGAUAUAUACGUGCGCGCUAUGUAAUAUGAAGUUUGCAAGUGUCUGGAAAUUCAAUGCGCACAAACGAACACAUACAAACGAGAGGCCAUACGCAUGUGGAAUAUGUGAAAAGCGGUAUACACGAGCUUCUCAUUUAACGAGACAUAAUCGGUAUCACACUAGUGAAAAACCGUUCUCCUGCAAGAUGUGUGAUAAGAAAUAUUCGGAACGAGAUUCUUUGUGCAAACACAUACUAAGCCAUACUGGAGUUAAGCCUUAUUCUUGCGAAAUCUGCAAAAAACGGUUCUCGCAAAAGAGCAGUUUGAACAGACACAUACUAAGCCAUACUGGAGCGAAGCCUUAUUCUUGCGAAAUCUGCAAAACACGGUUCGCGCAAAAGAGCAGUUUGAACAGACACAUACUAAGCCAUACUGGAACGAAGUCUUAUUCUUGCGAAAUCUGCAAAAAACGGUUUGCGCAUAAGUGCAAUUUGAACACACACAUACGAAGCCAUACUGGAGCGAAGCCUUAUUCUUGCGAAAUCUGCAAAAGACGGUUCGCGCAUAAGUGCAAUUUGAACACACACAUACGAAGCCAUACUGGAGCGAAGCCUUAUUCUUGCGAAAUCUGCAAAAAACGGUUCGCGCAUAAGGGCAGUUUGAACACACACAUACGAAGCCAUACUGGAGCGAAGCCUUAUUCUUGCUUAAGAUCAGAUAUUUUAUGA
This is a messenger RNA of Cydia splendana, 2823 nucleotides long. Its product is annotated as zinc finger protein 271-like. Gene Ontology annotation, molecular function: RNA polymerase II cis-regulatory region sequence-specific DNA binding; DNA-binding transcription factor activity, RNA polymerase II-specific. Gene Ontology annotation, biological process: regulation of transcription by RNA polymerase II. Lineage: Eukaryota; Metazoa; Arthropoda; Insecta; Lepidoptera; Tortricidae. The record is from RefSeq and is a predicted model, not a curated record. The coding region runs from base 124 to 2823 and encodes 899 amino acids. The transcript is spliced from 5 exons.